Messenger RNA from Vicugna pacos (alpaca), 931 nucleotides. The record is from RefSeq and is a predicted model, not a curated record. Lineage: Eukaryota; Metazoa; Chordata; Mammalia; Artiodactyla; Camelidae.
AAAGCCAGCUUGCUGGUAAAUGGCAGGAACUUGUGCCCUAGAUGGUGGUAGUACCUCAGCUGGGCAUCUCUCAUCAGCCAGAUCCUUACCUCAGGGAGUUGGCCUUCCGCCAUGAAGGACACAGAACCCAGGCCACUACUGUGCAGAGGUCCAGGGCCCGCCAAGUACCUCCGGCCACCCUGCACGGGCUACGUAGACCACGACAUGUCCAUGUUUCAGGAGCCAGCCUACACCCUGCACACCCGGCACUCAGAGAAGCGGAUCACGGACAUAUGCAGCCCUGGGCCUUGCUAUUUCUUGGAUCCUAAAAUAACUCGGUUUGGAAUGUCCAGCUGCCCUCAGGUUCCCAUGGCGGAGCGCGUCUCUAACCUGCGCAUGAGCCCCACUCCUGCCUCCUGCCAUUAUCACUUGGAGAAGACCCGCCCACCCGGGGAACGCAGGGCUCCCCAGUACACCUUUGGCUACCGGUGCCCAUACAGAGUGACGGACCCCAAUCCAGGCCCCAACUGCUACCAGCUGCCACUCCUGCUGGGCCCCAACCUCCCUGCCAACCGAGCUGCCCCUUGCUAUAGCUUGGCCUCCUCGGACAAGAGCUGGUUCCACAGGGAGCGUGUGGCGGGAGGCCCGGGGCCGGCCGCGCACGCCCGGCCUGAGCCGUCCGUCUACCAGAAGCGCAGCCCUGCCUACAGCCUGGCCAGGCGCUUCUCCUGCCUGGUGGACCGCACCCCUCGGCCCGGGCCCGGCUCCCACGACGUCCAGCUGGUCACGCUGCACAAGCCCCGCACCCCCGCUUUCGCCAUGGGCAUCAAGCACUCCCCCCACCUGUGCCCGCUGGUCGUGGACAUUCGCGACUGAGGCCCCUCCUCGUACACCCACACCCCGUUCCCAGAAGUUAUUUUUCUACGACAUUGAGCAACUUAUCAAGGUUUUG